AUGGCGAGUGCUGACCGGAAAGAGCCUGAUACUGCUAUCCCGCCGCACAAGGAGGUUGCUGAUGAGGAAGGCCUUGGCCCCUCUUCCUCCCGUGGCAAGGCAUGGAUGUACAGGUGUCCCAAGAUCGGCCCGCUGACCCUGCCCUGCUACGCCUCCCCCAUCUCCCAAUUGCUCAUCGUCUCCUUUGUGUGCUUCCUCUGCCCGGGCAUGUUCAACGCUGUGAACGGCCUGGGUGGUGGUGGGCAGAUUGACGGCCACGAUGUCAACAAAGCAAACACCGCCCUGUACUCCACCUUCGCUGUUGUGGGCUUCUUUGCCGGUUCUAUUGCCAAUCGUUUGGGCCUUCGCCCGACCUUGUUCUUCGGUGGCUUCGGCUACUUUCUCUAUGUCGCGUCUAUCUUGUCCUACAACUUCAACAAGAACACCGGCUUUCUUAUCUUUGCUGGCGCCCUUCUGGGUGUCUGUGCCGGCUGCUUGUGGACUGCCCAGGGCGCCAUCAUGAUGAGCUAUCCCGACGAGCAUUCCAAGGGCAAAUUCAUCUCUUGGUUCUGGAUUAUUUUCAAUUUGGGUGGUGUCAUUGGAAGCUUGGUUCCUCUCGGCCAAAACAUCCACAGCAAAGCCAAUGCCGUCAACAAUGGAACUUACAUUGCCUUCAUGGUUCUCAUGUUCCUUGGCUUCGUGCUUGCCUUCACUCUGGUCAACCCAAAGUAUGUUCGCCGUGUUGAUGGCUCCAGCGUCAUUCUCAUGAAGAACCCCUCCUGGAAAUCUGAACUGUUGGGCCUUGUCCAUGUCUUGCGCACUGAUGCCUACAUUGUCUUCUUUUUCCCAAUGUUCCUUGCCAGCAACUGGUUCACCACCUAUCAGUUCAAUGCCGUCAAUCUGCCCAAGUUCAACAUCCGCACCCGUGCUCUGAACAAUGUUCUCUACUGGCUCUUCCAGAUGGUGGGUGCCUUUGUCUUCGGCUACCUGCUCGACAUCAAGUCCCUUCGCCGCACUCUGCGUGCCCGCGCGGGUCUCGUGCUCCUUUUCGCCCUCACCAUGGGGGUGUGGGGCGGUGGCUGGGCGUUCCAGAAGGGCUAUGAUCGCAAAGACAUCACCGAAUCCACUCACCGCAUCGACUGGGAAGACAGAGGCUAUGUUGGCCCCAUGUUUCUCUAUCUCUUCUACGGCUUCUACGAUGCUGCCUUCCAGACCUGCUGCUACUGGUUCAUGGGGUCUCUGACAAACAAUAGCCGUAAACUGGCCCACUUCGCCGCUUUUUACAAGGGUAUCCAGUCCGCUGGUGGAGCGAUCACAUGGCGUCUCGACACUUUGAAUGUUUCGUACAAGGUCUACUUCGGCUCCACCUGGGGUCUCCUCGCUGGAUCUCUGGUUGUCGCGGCGCCCGUCGUGUUCUGGAAGAUCAAAGACACUGUCAACCUCGAGGAAGAUAUCAAAUUCUCCGACGAAGUCCUCGAAGACGUUGCUGCUCCGCAUGUCUUGGAACAUAACGAGAAGUAA
Molecule: messenger RNA, 1500 nt
Organism: Ophidiomyces ophidiicola
Lineage: Eukaryota; Fungi; Ascomycota; Eurotiomycetes; Onygenales; Onygenaceae
Exons: 4
Coding region: 1-1500 (499 amino acids)
Biological process (GO): transmembrane transport
Molecular function (GO): transmembrane transporter activity
Source: RefSeq, a predicted model, not a curated record